CCCUGCAAGAAAGAGCUGUUGCUCUACUCCUAUCAGUGGAAAGCUGAGAGGCAGGAGGAUUGCUGAGAGUUCGUGGCCAGCCUGAGCUACAUAAGAGCCCCAGGCUGCCUCCGGAGGCGGGCGCUCCAGCCUGGGUGGCAAGGCAGAGCAGUGGCGGGCUUGUCCUGGUCCCUAGUGUCUCUGCCUGCACCUGUGCGAUCCAGAACGGAGCCCCGCUGCAGCCCCAGCAGAGAAGCCAGGAGCCGAGAUGAGCCACGCCUGCGACCGCCAGGGUGACAGCCAAGGAGACACUGAUCAGAAGGAGAUGACCCCUGGCAGGAAGGUCCCCAUCUUCGUGGAUGGGGUUGUACUUAAUGGACCUCAAACCGAUGUGAAAGCUGGAGAAAAGUUUGUUGAAGAAGCCUGUAAGCUGGUAAUGGAAGAGGUGGUUUUGAAAGCUACGGACAUCAAUGAAAAGGUAUGUGAGUGGCAGCCCCCUGAGCAGCUGAGGCAGCUCCUUGACCUGGAGAUGAGGGACACAGGGGAGUCACAGGACAAGCUGUUGAAACUCUGCCAAGAUGUCAUCCACUUCAGCGUCAAAACCAACCAUCCCAGAUUUUUCAACCAGCUCUAUGCUGGCCUUGAUUACUACUCCUUGGCAGCCCGGAUUAUAACAGAGGCACUGAAUCCAAGCAUUUAUACGUAUGAGGUGUCCCCAGUGUUUCUGUUAGUGGAAGAGGCGGUUCUGAAGAAAAUGAUUGAAUGUGUUGGCUGGAAAGAAGGGGAUGGAAUAUUUAACCCAGGUGGCUCCGUGUCCAAUAUGUGUGCAAUGAAUUUAGCUAGAUACAGACACUGCCCUGAUAUCAAGGAGAAAGGCCUGUCUGGUUUGCCAAGAUUAAUCCUCUUCACGUCGGCAGAGUGUCAUUACUCCAUGAAGAAAGCGGCCUCCUUCCUUGGGAUUGGCACCCAGAAUGUGUACUUUGUAGAAACAGAUGGAAGAGGGAAAAUGAUACCGGAGGAGCUGGAGAAACAAAUCAGGCAAGCGAGACAAGAGGGAGCAGUGCCGUUUCUUGUCUGUGCCACCUCUGGUACCACCGUGCUGGGCGCCUUUGACCCCCUGGAUGAGAUCGCUGAGGUCUGUGAGAGGCAUGGCCUCUGGCUCCAUGUGGAUGCCUCUUGGGGUGGCUCAGCUUUGGUGUCAAGAAAGCACCGCCGGCUCCUGCGUGGCAUACACAGAGCUGACUCGGUGGCAUGGAACCCACACAAGAUGCUGAUGGCGGGAAUCCAGUGCUCAGCUCUGCUUGUCAAGGACAAAUCUGAUCUCCUUAAGAAGUGCUACUCUGCCAAAGCAACGUACCUGUUCCAGCAGGAUAAAUUCUAUGAUGUCAGCUAUGACACGGGGGACAAGUCCAUCCAGUGUAGCAGGAGACCUGAUGCGUUCAAGUUCUGGAUGACCUGGAAGGCUCUGGGCACAUCAGGACUUGAGGAGAGAGUUAAUCGUGCCUUUGCUCUAUCUCGGUACCUGGUAGAUGAAAUCAAGAAACGAGAAGGCUUCAAGUUGCUGAUGGAACCUGAAUACACCAAUGUUUGCUUUUGGUACAUUCCACCGAGUCUCAGAGAGAUGGAAGAAGGUCCAGAGUUCUGGAGAAGGCUUAGCUUGGUGGCCCCAGCCAUUAAGGAAAAGAUGAUGAAGAAGGGAAGCCUCAUGCUGGGCUACCAGCCCCACCGGGGGAAGGUCAACUUCUUCCGCCAGGUGGUCAUCAGCCCUCAAGUGAGCCGGGAAGACAUGGACUUCCUGCUGGAUGAGAUAGACAGCCUGGGUAGAGACAUGUAGCCAUGGCUUCUAUCCCCCCAGAGGCAUCACUCCUGUCCUGGGGAGGCUCACAGAUCCAGUGCAUCUGAAGACAUACUAGGUAGAUGACGGUCCUGGUGCGAUUAGGAAACACGCCCACUUCCCCCUCUCCCCCAACAGACAACCAAAAUGCUAAGCCAAUAGUCCUAAGGGUUCUUUGGGUGCCUGCUGCUACUGUUUGUAGAAUGGAGAAAGUAGAUGUAGUAAAAAAAAAAAAAAUUAUUCUCUCAAAUAUUAUCCUUGGAAACAGCCCUGAGGAGACUUUAGGCUGUGCCAUGUGGAUGGAUACCGGAUUGUAAGUUCCCAUUGCUCUUUAAAGAACCUAGAAAUACCAUGUGGAGCUUACAGUAGUGAACUCCAGUGUGGCCCCUGUGCCAUCAGCAUCAGCACCACUGGGGACUUACUGAAAACACAUAUUCUCCAGCUUUAGCUCACACCACCUGAAUCAGAAACUCUAGUUCCAGCAUCCCGAGUUUUAAUAAGCCCAACAGGCGAGUCUGAUGCACAAUAAAUUCUGAGAAACAGUGGUCCAGUAAAAGCCUUUACAGAUGUUUUGCCCCGUAAAGGACAUGUGAUAUUUCAGUAGCACCUCAGCCAAUCUUGGAAAAAUACAACUGUGGCAUUUGUGCUACAAAUGUUCAGGGAAUCUGAAAUAUCUGGAACACGUCAAAGAGACACACAGAUCACAUCCCCCACCCCUCUCUCUAUAGACAGACAGAUAGAUAGAUAGAUAGAUAGAUAGAUAGAUAGAUAGAUAGAUAGAUAGAUAGAUAUAAGAGUGUGGGUUUGUUCAGUCAUUUUUCUACUAGGUAAUCAUGGAAACUCAAUAGCCACAGUUCAGGUCCCACUGUGCCUUUAAUGAGACAUGGCAGUUUCUUGACUGAUGAAAAAUACCACUGGGGUCAGAUAGUUUGCAAUCCCAUUAUAUUGUUUGUUUGAAAUAUUCAUAUAUGUAUAUAUAUAUAUAUAUAUAUGUACAUAUAUAUAAAGAGAGGGGGAGAGAGAGAAGGAGAGAGGGAGAGAGAGGGAAGGAGCAAGGAAGGGAGAGAGAGAGAGAAAAAGAGAGAGAGAGAGAGAUACUAUGUAAGACUCUCACUACUACCUACAGAUAUGUUUUAUUUGGGCUGAAGUUUUUGUUUCAGGACUUAGAAUGAAUCAUUAUUCUAAUUCACCUGCAUUAUAAAUUAGGGUAAAACCCAAACAGUUUUGAUCAGAGAUUAAAAAGCAUCAAUCCAUUUCUCCAAGCAUGCUAUUGGAUGGGAACAAACACUGCAAGUCUGUGUGGGUCUCUGUCCCUAUUUUAGGUUCAGGAAUGCAUUUCUUAUUUUCACUCUUGGCUUUGUAGGGAAUAGAAUAAAUUCCAGAAGUGAAGUCCAAGAUUGUACAACACUCUCCUUCUCAAACUCUGCAAUGUCAGUUAGAGUUUUCGGUGGUCUAUCUUGCACAGAGACUCUAGAAUCAGAGACAUCUCCAUGCCGGUCCCCUGCUGUCCCUGGAAGGGGAUGAUUGCAGCUCUCUCUGGGGACAUCACCUUAGAUUUAUUUCUGGGUGGGGGGUGGUUCUUGACUAAGAACAAAGAUGAUCCAGAGGUAACAUAUAGAUGAAGGCUGUAUGUUGAGAUUUGUCCAGGUGCAGGGCUGGCGAUCACCUCAUGGUGGAUCACUAACUCCUGACACUUAAAUUUUGAGAAACAGAUAUGUAUUGUGUAGUGUGCACCAAGCAUCCUCAUUGUAGACUGUGCGGCCUUUCACUGGUCUCCACUCAUGAGGGUAUUUUCACUUCAUUUUCUGGGUUACUUCAAACUCCCUGGUGGAGGGAGCUAUCUGUUCAUGAUUUGAUUCUUGUUGCCUUUUAAAAAUUGUUCUACAUAAAAUGCUCCUAAGACUGAUGCUAGAAAUAAGUUGGAUUUCAUGAAAUAAAAAGCUCUGUCAGCACUGUG
This is a messenger RNA of Mastomys coucha (southern multimammate mouse), 3770 nucleotides long. It is a transcript of the gene Gadl1, whose product is annotated as glutamate decarboxylase like 1. Gene Ontology annotation, biological process: carboxylic acid metabolic process. Lineage: Eukaryota; Metazoa; Chordata; Mammalia; Rodentia; Muridae. The coding region runs from base 248 to 1813 and encodes 521 amino acids. Gene Ontology annotation, molecular function: pyridoxal phosphate binding; carboxy-lyase activity. The record is from RefSeq and is a predicted model, not a curated record. The transcript has 16 exons. Gene Ontology annotation, cellular component: cytoplasm.